Melampsora larici-populina 98AG31 is the source of this 540-nucleotide messenger RNA. RefSeq lists its product as uncharacterized. Bases 1 to 540 code for a protein of 179 amino acids. The transcript has a single exon. The record is from RefSeq and is a predicted model, not a curated record. NCBI's taxonomy places the organism in Eukaryota, Fungi, Basidiomycota, Pucciniomycetes, Pucciniales, Melampsoraceae.
AUGGCACCUGAACACUCACAAAAAAAUAUCUCUAAAAACAAAUCUUUGUCUGUACCGUCUUCCAAUCAUUUGUCUCAGAACCUUAGUGUCCCAUCUUCAUCUUUUACAUUCUCAGUGGAUCCUCGUGGUAGUAGUUCACGCCGGUCACUUCGGCCUCCAAGCCCAGCGCGCCGUGACCCUGGCUUUGUAUCGACCCCAUCUGACAGUCGCCGCGCGCCUCAAGCGCCAACAAGUCCGUCAAAUCCACUUGAAGACGACGAAAGUUCACAAUAUCAACCUUCACAAACUGAAGAAAAGGAUGAUGAACAAGAUAUAGAUGAUGGGUCUAAAUCUGAUGCCUCAGUUAUCUUAGUAUCUGGCAGCUCAACUGUGGGUAAAAAACGCUCCCGUCUAACUUCGAAGAACGAAGUCAAAAAGAAAACAACAAAGUCUAAGGCAAAGAAAGCCAAGGUGAGGAAUAAUUCAAGUGUUCUAUACGAAUUGAUGGACGUACCUGACCUCUUUUGGCCUAGCAGACCUUUCGUAUCCCCAAUAAUUUAG